CUGCCUUUGUCGUGUGUGUGAGUUGCAUAAUUCUCUAAAUGGCGUCUGGAGUGCAGCAGUAUUAGUGUUUCAUAAAUGGUGUGAUUCGUGUUUUUCUGUGCUGAAGGUGGAUAUUGUUAGAUAUUAUAGUCACACGGGGACGGAAAUGUCUUGAGGGUUGAAAUCUCCUCCAGAUGAGGGAAGAUGUUGGCUAUGGAUCAAGGUGUAGUGGAGGAAUGGCUGUCUGAGUUUAAGACUCUUGAAGAGACGGCCAUCUACAACUAUGCCGUGUCUCUAAAGGAGAAGGGCUCUCUGGUUCCUGCACUCUAUAAAGUCAUACGGGAAAACUACAGCGACCUUCUGGAGCCGGUGUGUCAUCAGCUGUUUGAGUUUUACCGCAGCGGUGAGCCCCGUCUCCAGCGAUUCACUCUGCAGUUUCUGCCUGAGCUGGUGUGGAGUUAUCUGUCUGUGACGGCGGCUCGAGAUCCACACUGCAGUGGCUGUAUCGAGGCUCUGCUGCUCGGCAUCUACAACCUGGAAAUCGUCGAUAAAGACGGCCAGAGUAAAGUGUUGUCGUUCACCAUCCCUUCCUUAUCGAAGCCAUCAGUUUACCAUGAGCCGUCUUCCAUUGGCUCUCUGGCCUUGACGGAAGGAGCCUUAGCCAAUCACGGCUUGAGUCGAGUGGUUUACAGCGGCCCCCACCUGCAGCGCGAGACCUUCACAGCACAGAACAGGUUCGAGGUGCUGACGUUUCUGCUGUUGUGUUAUAAUGCGUCUCUGAGCUACAUGAGCGGUUCGUCUCUGCAGUCUCUCUGUCAGCUCAGCUCCAGAGUCUCUAUCUGCGGGUACCCACGGCAGCAAGUGCGGCGAUAUAAAGGCAUCAGCUCACGGCUCAUGGUCACGUCUGAGUUCCUGGUGCAGCUCAUCACGGGGAUUCACUUUGCACUGUGUAACGGUGAGGUGGAUCUGGGCUCGAAGGCUCUGGAUGAUGUUCUGUAUCGAGCGCAGCUGGAGCUUUUCCCCGAGGCUCUACUGGUGGGAAACGCCAUCAAAUCCUCUCUUCACGGCGCGUCUCUGAAGUCCAAUAAAGAGGGAACUCGCUCCAUCCAGGUGGAGAUCACACCCACCGCCUCUCGCAUCUCCAGAAACGCAGUCACCAGCCUGUCCAUCAGAGGACAUCGCUGGAAACGCCACGAUGCAGUGGAUUUGGGUUCCCCGGAUGAGCUGACGGAGAUCGCGGAGGUGGACGAGGGCAUCUGUACGCAGGCGUCCGGCGCUCAGAGCAGCCCUCCGACCAUCGUGAUCAGCAGCAGCGCUGGAGGAGCCGCAGCCGGAGCUGGGAAGCUGGCGGGGAAGGGUCUGCGCCGCCUGACUGGACGAUCCAGCAAGGAGAAGGAUAAAGAGAAGGACGCGGCCACCGGCAUGGACCAGCUAACCCGCAAACAAGCAGCCGUCCGCGCCAUGAGCGAAAACCUGGAGCUGCUGUCACUCAAACGCCUGACACUGACGGCCAGCCAAUCAGUGCCUAAGAGCGGCUCGCUUAGCCUGUCGCGCACCGCUAGCGCCGUCUUCUCUCGCUCCUUCGAGCAGGUCAGCAACGUCUUCUCCGGAAACCAGCCGUCCAGUCGUGCGUCGAGUCCAACGUCUAAUCACGCCGCUGAGCAAGAUGAGGGUGUGGCUUAUUUGGAACACAUAAGCCCCGCCCACCAGCAUCGGCAGCGUUCUCCUACCAUCAGUAUCCAUGUGACCUCUGACCUGUGAACUUAAAAACUGGCUGCCAUCAUGUGGCACACAACUGCAGCACCUUACAGGACGUCUGUGUUUCCCUAAGUCGUGUUUAAUGACCAAAGUCGUGUAUUUUUGGAGUACGUGUUUUUAAGGACGUCUCAUCCAUGAAGUUUACAGGUGGUGUUGUGUAUUUUUAAUGCUGUGUCUGUUUGGGAGCGGACGUUUACAUGCAGACCUAAACAGUGUUAUGAUUUGUGUGUGUGAGAUUUUUACGUGUGUUUUCCUCUCUGUUUCCCAGCAUGCACUGGGCUUGAACCGAAGCCAUGAUUAUUUCACACUGUUUCCAUGGGAAUUUGGACUGUAUUGAAAGCCUGAGCGGAAAAUCUGCUGGAAACUAAUACCUACGUCUUCGUUAAUGUCAUUUUUGAUGCGGGAUUUCUAAAGCAAUAUGCUUGUGUUUUAAAUCGCUGUCGAUUUUGAAGGCCAUAAGAGAUGUUUGACACUUGAAGCGGGUGUUGAGCUGCUCUUGUGUCACACUGAUGUCAUGCUUAUAAUGCAAAGCACUACGGCAGAGACCCAGAAAACAGUGUGAUCAUAAGUCUUGAUAUGAAAAUGAAAGAUGAAUCCAUGUGAUCUCUUUUUUUCUUGGACUAAUUAUGGCAUCUUUUAUUGGUGCGUCACUUGCUUUUGCACCAAUAUUUGUCUGGUUUUAUUGUAAUUAUUUUUUAGGAUGAUCAAAAAAUUCUCCCUGGCCGUAAUGGUUUGUGUUUUUACUUUGAAGUGGAUCAUCAAUAACAGUGGUUAUCUUUGUAUUCAGAUUAUUUUGGGAAUGUGAAUAUUUUGUUGUGAGUUGUAAAUAUUAUUGUACUAAAGUCUUUUUUUUUGCCUUUCAUCAAAUAAUAACAUGGUUACAGUCUCUGAAAAAUAAAGAUUUCUAUUUCA
Messenger RNA from Danio aesculapii, 2649 nucleotides. RefSeq names its product hyccin PI4KA lipid kinase complex subunit 1 (gene hycc1). Bases 184 to 1740 code for a protein of 518 amino acids. Gene Ontology annotation, biological process: phosphatidylinositol phosphate biosynthetic process; protein localization to plasma membrane. The transcript has 11 exons. Lineage: Eukaryota; Metazoa; Chordata; Actinopteri; Cypriniformes; Danionidae. Gene Ontology annotation, cellular component: plasma membrane. The record is from RefSeq and is a predicted model, not a curated record.